Macrobrachium nipponense is the source of this 2072-nucleotide messenger RNA. RefSeq lists its product as uncharacterized. Gene Ontology annotation, biological process: proteolysis. Lineage: Eukaryota; Metazoa; Arthropoda; Malacostraca; Decapoda; Palaemonidae. The record is from RefSeq and is a predicted model, not a curated record. Gene Ontology annotation, molecular function: serine-type endopeptidase activity. The transcript is spliced from 11 exons. The coding region runs from base 340 to 1650 and encodes 436 amino acids.
CUCCCUCCAGGCUCGCCUCUCCUUAGUGUACAAAGUAAAUCUGUGAGGUGGAUUUGUAACUCGGGUAUACCUUUGGGGACCGCUAAGUCUUCCCUAAAAACAUACGUUACUCGGUGGCUUUACUGCGUGGAUUCGUAGUUUGGCGCUUCUGUUUCUUCAGUGAAUGUUGAAUUCUUGGGCACUAUUUGAUAUACAGCUUAAUUGUAGGUACUUGUUUUCAGGAAUAAGGUAAUACUCACAAUCUUGCCACAGCCCACAUCCAGAUAAUCGUCUCAGAGGAAAGACUACCUCUUCAAAGAAGACCUGAGGAAAGUGAGGAAAGAUUUUAUCUGAGGAAUCAUGUUUCCUUCCUCGCGUCCUUCUCCCAUCCUGUUUUGUCUUCUCUUGACCUUGAUAUCACUGGCGACGAACAUCAGAGCCCAUCUUGGAAGCUGCGAGGACCACUCUCCCGAAUGCUCCAAAUGGGAGUCCUGGGGCUUCUGUGACACCAAUUUGAAAUUCAUGGCCCAGAACUGCCCCGUCACCUGCAACGUCUGUCUAGAUCCAGGCUGCUUCAACAGAAUCCCAUUCUGCGAUUCUUGGGAACUGGAGGGAUUCUGUAGCCGUUAUGCUGACGUGAGGAGGCUGUGCCCCCACUCCUGCGACCUCUGCCAAAUUCCUGACGAGUUCUUGUCAAACAACACCAGAAGCAUCGCUCGGCCAGAGUUCGACUGCGGGAGACCUGUAAAGGAAAGUGGACCAAGUUUAGAAAGGACAAAACGACAGGGCGUCGCUGGUACUGUUUUUGGAUUGGAUGUUGCACACAGCAGAUCUAGAAGACACGACACAGGACAUCCUCAUGUGCACGUGCACCAACACGACGGAGAACACGACCACGUACACGAACACGCACACGCUCAUGUACACGAUCACCAGCACGAACAUCCCCACGUUCAAGCCGACGCCGACUCCGUACACGCCCACGACCCACCGAGCGCCCCAAUUAAUUUCGGAAAGGACCACUGCUCCCCUGUCCUGAUACACGAGAGGUUCUUGCUGAUCGCUGCCCACUGCGUCCUCGAUCCAGAGAGUCCUGUUCGAAAGAUUCGCCUGGGCAGCCUCAACCCCGUCGAUUAUGAAGUGUUGCGGGUCAUCGUCCACCCUAACUACAAACUGAAUUCCCACGAGAGAUACAACGACGUCGCCCUUCUGGAGACGAAAGAGACCGUCCAAUUCGGCGAGGAGAUUUUUCCCUCUUGUCUGUCAGACGAGAGACCUCCUGUUGGCUCUGUCGUCACAGACGAAGCUUCAGUACCUGAAAAAGUGAAUUCUACUGCCGCGGCCGGUGAGGGUAACGAUCGCCUAGAAAUAGUCCAAUCGGUUAAGUGCGAAAACCUUUACAAAGACCAGGAGAUGUUGGACUCCCUGAGAACUGAGUAUCCUCGGUUCGUUCAGCAGACAGACAUGUUUUGCGCUGACUUUCAGGGAAAUAGUACAUGUGAGAAGCACACUAGAGGACCUCUCUUCCAAGACGUGUCUGAACGUCGGUUCCUCGUCGGUUUCGUGAGCAAAGAUGUCUUAUGCAACCAACCUAAUGCCACCAGGCUGCCUGGAUUUUACACCAGCGUGGCAGACCAUAUUGACUUCAUCAACAACAUCAUUUACCCUUAGUUUCAAGCCGUGAUUUCUGUUUCGCAUCAAGAUGGGCUUAAAGGGAGUGACUGAGUUGCUUUCGUAGACUUAGAAAGAGGAGUUUCAAUACACAAUUCUAACUCUGGAGUGAUUCAUUAAUAUGGGAAGAUCUGAAGGGCGAAUUAUAUUUUCCCAUUUUCAGGUUUGUAAGUUAGUGCUUGUUAUGAUCGGCUGAUCUCGCUGAAACGUAGUCAACGCUUUUGGCUUGGGUUUGUUGACUUAAAUAUGUCUCUGAGAACUCGUGUGUGUGUAUGCGUUGUUUUUCUCAUCUGGUAAUUUACAGUAUACCUGUAACAAUCAUGAAUUGGACAAUAACUUCCUAAAGAGCGUGUAUACUAUAUAAUCAAUGUAAGGAUUUACAACUCUAUUAAAUGAUUUCUCCAAUAAAAUUUCUAACUGUU